Molecule: messenger RNA, 1796 nt
Organism: Oncorhynchus masou masou (cherry salmon)
Lineage: Eukaryota; Metazoa; Chordata; Actinopteri; Salmoniformes; Salmonidae
Product: transcription factor JunD-like
Exons: 1
Coding region: 258-1163 (301 amino acids)
Biological process (GO): regulation of cell population proliferation; regulation of cell cycle; regulation of transcription by RNA polymerase II
Cellular component (GO): transcription regulator complex
Molecular function (GO): DNA-binding transcription factor activity, RNA polymerase II-specific; transcription factor binding; RNA polymerase II cis-regulatory region sequence-specific DNA binding
Source: RefSeq, a predicted model, not a curated record
GUAAAAAACAAGCAGAGGGUUGGGUGUACGCAUACCAGUUGUGCCAUCUGUGAAAUGAGUUCAUACGGGCGAGAAGAACAGAAAAAGCCACGACUAUUGUUUUAGCCUCAGGGGUACAGGUAAAGGGGAACCAGAGUUUGAAGAUAGGAAAAAUACAGGAAACUGUAACCUGAACUGUGUUUUAUUGCCGGAGUUUAACGGUUGAAUCGCCUUAGUUUAUGCGUAAACCUCAACAUACCCUCAUGUGAGGGGUUAGAAUGGAAACAACCCUCUACCCUUGUAAUGUGUUGAAUACUCGAGGGAUUUCAAGCCUCUAUUCCUACAACAGCAUGAUGAAGAAAGAAAUUAGUCUAAACCUGGAUGACCAAAGCUCGAUUCUGAAACCGAAUCUCCGGGACGCAGAGGGAAUUCUGAACUCCCCGGACUUGGGACUCUUGAAAUUGGCGACUCCGGACCUUGAACGAUUGAUUAUCCAAUCGAAUGGAAUGGUUACCACGAUCCCAACCUCUCAGUUCCUCUACCCAAAGUCAGCCAGUGACGAACAGGAAUUUGCCGAAGGCUUCGUGAAGGCGCUUGAGGAUCUUCACAAGCAGAACCAGCUGAGCGAGGGGACGUGCGUACCGCCGGACAGACUGGACCUCAUCAGCUCCAACGCAGCCCCAAUCGGCUUGCCGUCAGAUCUGCCAGUGUACACGACGUUGAACGGCUAUGGUAAUAGCCCACUGGGCAGCACAGUGAAUUAUUCCACGGAUACAAUUCCAUUCCCACCACCACCUUCUCAUCUGAUGAGCGCGCAUCAACAGGCGGCUGCGGCGGCUCUGUCACGACUCCAGGCGUUGAAGGACGAGCCGCAGACGGUCCCCGACAUGCAGUGCUUUGGAGACAGCCCGCCUUUGUCUCCUAUUGACAUGGACAACCAGGAGCGCAUCAAAGCAGAGAGGAAAAAGCUGCGCAACAGAAUAGCGGCGUCCAAGUGCCGUAAAAGAAAACUGGAGAGAAUAUCCCGUCUUGAAGACAAGGUCAAAAACCUUAAGACACAGAACACUGAACUGGCCUCCACAGCCAGUGUGCUUAGAGAGCAAGUGGCCCAGUUGAAACAAAAGGUUAUGAACCAUGUCAGUAAUGGGUGUCAACUUCUCCCAAACCAAGAUCAAGCUUACUAGAGGACAAUGUAGGCCUAUGAGGUACCCACCACCAUGGGGUUCGUUAUCCUUUGGGGAUAUGGACUAACUGAAACCCAGUAGGCUAUUUGCCUGUUCUAAUAGAAUACAAACUCGUUGCUGAAAAUCCAUUAGAACUGGAACACUAUGGGUCUCUCUUAAAAAAUGUGGCUAACAGACUAAUUUUGCUGCCCUCUUCAGAGGAAAAUGCACUAUCAGCUCUCCAAUGGACAAUAAUACAUAGCCGAACAAGGAUAGCAUUAUCUGCAUGUAAACUGGACAAUCUCAAUGAGUGCACCUAAACACCAGAAUGUCAGUGAGCGCAUGUCAUCCACUGUGUAAUAUAUAAUGCCUUACUUGUUUACAAGCACUUAUUUACCAAUGACAAAUGUAUAUUUUAUUUACUAAAACAUGUCUUAUUUUGCAUACUGUCUUUUAUAUUUUCUGCAAAUAUGAAUUGUGCAUGUCUUGUAAGCUCGUGUUGGCUACAGUAAUUUAAUGUUGUGCAACUCUGUGUAUCUGUCGCUAUCCAUGAAUGUAGCCUUCGUUGUUGGCCCUAUGUAGCCAUUUUGAACGGGAUUUGACCUCUCAAAGCUGUUUUAUUAAAUUCUAUGAAUUGUUUAUUCUGUUGUCAAA